AUGGAUUCUUUUGAAAUUAAUAAUGUUAAAGUUGAGAAGGCAAAUGCAAUCCUGAAGCAUCUCCAUCUUCGGAAGCUGGCAAACUUGUUAAGGAUAAUUGAGAUAUGUGUUCUUCUGGUCAUGGUCUCACGAUUUUCCACUCAACUCCCACUUGCUGUCAAGAAUUCUGGUAAAUAUUUCAAGGACUUAACAGUUGUCCUUGUUAGCCCGCACUUUGUUUUCAUAAUCGGAAACGCAAUAGUUGUCAUUCUUUUUGUACAAUCAGGGCAGUUUCCGGCUCAUGAUUCUAGCAGAAAGAAUACUGGAAGUGAUUACUAUGAAGAGUUUGUGGAGAAGAGCAAAAAGACUGAAAACACUCGUCGGUGUGAGGUUGUGUACAGAGAAAAACAGAGCAAACGUCAAGAGAGUGUAGUCAGUGUGGGCACACAUACAUCUUGCAAAACCAAGAUUUGCAGAAGAAGUCAAUCAGAAAAAUUCAAGUCUCUGAACGGCGAUAAAUCCUGCCGGGAACUGAGGAGAUUGGGUACGGAAAAGUACAAGAAAAGUACUAAUUCUGACGAGAAAGUGGUGAAAAAUUCAUCCCCUGUAGAUGACAUGAGCAAUGAAGAGUUUCAACAGAUGAUCGAGGCUUUCAUUGCAAGGCAGCAUAAGUUUCGAAUAACAGAAGAACACUCUGUGAUUUAA
Molecule: messenger RNA, 684 nt
Organism: Pistacia vera
Lineage: Eukaryota; Viridiplantae; Streptophyta; Magnoliopsida; Sapindales; Anacardiaceae
Exons: 1
Coding region: 1-684 (227 amino acids)
Source: RefSeq, a predicted model, not a curated record